CCCCCCAUGAGACCAGAGAAGUCAUUCCACAAUGGCUGAAAAGCCAAGUUUCUGUACGACUGUAGUUGAUACCAAUCUUGGAUUGUGGGCGAGCCCUUGUGAUCUGUGAGUGCUUUCUGAAUCUGAUGCCUUUCCCUUAUUCCUUCUCUCAUCUCUCUGUAUGCAACGGUGUGGGUUCCGCAUGGUGUUUCCCUUUAAUUUCCCCUCUUUUUUCUGUUUCUAUAUCAAGCUUAGCUUAAGGUUCAUGGGUCAUAAAUCAUAAAACUAUAAAUAACAACGCACAUUCAUUUACCAUCUAUACUAGUAUUCAUUCCUGUGUUUCUUAUCUAGUCAAGUUCUAAAAGUCCGAAAACUCUCCGCGACAUGUCAAACCAACCUGCCCCUGCUCGUCCAUGGUUCCGUUUGCCAUCAAUAGCUCGGCCAACUGCCCCUACAACAACUCCAACUCCAGAGCCACCACCUCCACAACCCCGUCCAGCUCUUGCUCGACCUGCAUUUAGGCCUGCUGCGACAGGACCACAGGCUGUAGCUGCUCCCCCACCCGAACCAGUGUCACCUGUUUCCGGUGUUGCUUCAGUUCCGACAUCUCCAGUUGCAAGAGCUGCAGGUGGUGUUGCAUCAGUACCAACAUCUCCAGCUUCAAGGGCACCUGCUCCUUCAUCUUCAGUGCCUACUUCUCCUGUCCCAACUUCCGCAGUGCUUCCACUCGCCACCUCUUCACUUCCACCUUCUCCAACCCCCAAACCAGCACCAACUUCCUCUUCGGUUCCAACCUCUCCUGCCACUAAGCCAGUGACCACCACAUCCUCAGUGCCAACUUCCCCUGCCCCUAAGCCAGUGACAACCACAUCCCCAGUGCCAACUUCUUAUGCCUCUAAGUCAGUGACAGUCACAUCCUCAGUGCAAAAUUCUCCAGCUACUAAAGCUGUAACCACCAAUGCAACUCGUGUGCCUAGCCCUGGACCAUCUCCAAGAACCAUCAAGCCAGCAGUUCAGACCCCACCUCAAUCACCAAAGCCUAAGCCCACUGCUCCACCACCUUCUCCUCUAACACUUCCACCUUCCCAAGUAAAAUCUUAUGCAGAACUCCAACCCAAGAUUCCAUUAGUUGCAGAGCAAAAAACUGUGUUGGUUCAAAAGACUUUUGACAAGCCUAAGGUGGCGCGCGAUUCACAGAGGGACUUUGCAGACAGUCUCAGCUCUGGCAUCGCUCGUCUUGCAAAGCAAGAAACUACUAAAGAUGUUCAAACAAAGGAGAAAGGUAACCGCAAGAAGAAUUCUUCAGAUUCUGAGGAUGUUGGCAUGAAGGUAAUUACAAUUGCCGGUGAAAACAAAGGUGCUUUCAUGGAAGUUAUCCGUUCUCCCAAGAAACCAGUUUUUGAAGGAACUUCUCGUUUUCUCCACAAGAAGGGUAAUCCUAAAAGUGAAGGCAGUGACAGCAGCAGUAGCGAGGAAGGCAACAGCAAGAAGAAGGACAAGAACCCCAAUGGAAAAGCAAUGGGGCCAUCUCCUUUGAGUGCAUUUAUGAACAGUAAUGUGCAAGGUGUUAACAAUUCAAUCGUUUACAAUUCUUCAUGCAGCCAUCACGAUCCUGGGGUGCAUGUUGCUCUCUCUCGAAAACCUGCUGGUGCUGCUGCAUUCCAUGUUAAGGACCAUGGCUAUGGCAACCAGAGUUGAAAAAAAAAUAAAGAAAGAAACAAAGAAGUUGUGAUUUAAUGUCUUCGAUCAUUUGGUCUCCAAUAUUAUAUACUGUGAGAAUAAAUAUAAGUAAUUGAGUGAUGAGAAGAAAAGGGCAUGGAUUCUUAUUCUUCGUUGUUGUGUUCCACUUUUUGUGGAUUAAAACGGAAGUGAGUCCAUUGCCGUGCCUUUGGUAGAGGUCAACCUAAGAUAUAUGUAUGCAUAUAUGCAAGUGGGUAUCCAAUAAGUCAGCAAGUUUGCUUUAUAUUAAUUUGCAUUUGCAUCCAUUUGUCAAUUCCUAUUGUGUGACAGUUUUACUUAAUGAAUUUACCAAACAUUUCUCUCU
This is a messenger RNA of Populus euphratica (Euphrates poplar), 2023 nucleotides long. Its product is annotated as serine/arginine repetitive matrix protein. Bases 364 to 1677 code for a protein of 437 amino acids. The transcript is spliced from 2 exons. NCBI's taxonomy places the organism in Eukaryota, Viridiplantae, Streptophyta, Magnoliopsida, Malpighiales, Salicaceae. The record is from RefSeq and is a predicted model, not a curated record.